Homarus americanus (American lobster) is the source of this 1500-nucleotide messenger RNA. It is a transcript of the gene tsr, whose product is annotated as cofilin/actin-depolymerizing factor homolog. The record is from RefSeq and is a predicted model, not a curated record. The transcript is spliced from 5 exons. NCBI's taxonomy places the organism in Eukaryota, Metazoa, Arthropoda, Malacostraca, Decapoda, Nephropidae. Gene Ontology annotation, biological process: actin filament fragmentation; cell motility; actin filament severing. Gene Ontology annotation, molecular function: actin filament binding. Bases 140 to 583 code for a protein of 147 amino acids. Gene Ontology annotation, cellular component: actin cortical patch; cytoplasm; actin cytoskeleton.
GGAUGCGACACAGUUGAUGCCGGCGGCGCGCGGAGGAACACAUGACGUCACCGCUCACACUACGCCCCUUCAAGACCUGGCGGCGAGGAGUGUGUAGUCCGCCCUGACCUGUGUCGAUUCGAGUGUAGCCUAAAGCACAAUGGCAUCUGGAGUGAAAGUAUCGGAUGAAAUCCACAAAGCAUAUACAGAUAUCAAAAAGAGCAAGAAGUAUAGGUACAUAAUUUUCCACAUAAAGGAUGAUAAGGAAAUCUGCAUCGAAACAUACGGUGAUAGAGAUGCUGCGUAUGAUGACUACCUACAGCAUCUGAGUAAUGUGGGACCUGAUCAGUGUCGUUAUGGUCUUUAUGACUUUGAGUAUGAGCACGCAUGCCAGGGAACCUCAGAUACAAAGAAGCAAAAGCUGUUUUUGAUGUCUUGGUGCCCAGACACUGCCAAGAUAAAGAAGAAGAUGCUUUACUCCUCCAGUUUUGAUGCCCUCAAACAUGCUUUGGAAGGUGUUGGCAAAUAUAUCCAGGCUACGGACAUGGCUGAAGCAUCAUACGAGUGUGUGUUGGAAAAAUGCCGCUCUACAGACCGUUCCUAAGCUUGCGAUGGGAGGCCCCUCACUAAGCAGCCCUUGUCCUGUGUUUUGUCACCCAACACCCCAGUGUAACACUGGAUUCAGUUCUGGCCAACCCCACUGCACUGUGAGGGGCCCUUCAGCACCACCCGCACAGCGGUCAAUGCUGCCCCUAGUCAUGCCCGGGCCGCAACUGUUACUAUGCUACCCAUGCAGCAUCAGGGGACUCAUUGUUUUAUACUUGUGAUUAUAUUAUUUUGAUUAUAAUUCAAUUGGUUGGUGUGUAGGUGGGUGGCAGUAGUUGUGCACUGGUUCAAGCUCUGGCUUUUUAUAACCGGUCACACUCCUUGUUACCCCAUACGAAGAGGCAUUGGCAUGUUCGACGGAUCAAUCGUGUGAAUGUGAAACAAUCCACUAGUGCCAUCCAGAGUCUGUAUGUGCAGGAAUUAAAGCUAUCUGCAGUCUCGGAGGCAGUCAGCACAUGGUAAGUAGCUAAAUUGUGGUCUUGCACGAAGGUUUGCUCCGAUAUCAUUUAGACCAACCUGGUUGCUUGCCCACAAUGCUGCCUUCAUUGAUGAACUAACUGCCUCUUGAACACUCGUACCAGUGUCAUCCACUGCCACGUGUUGGCCGAGGCAAGUUUAGUAUUACAUGAAGCUCUUCCAUUUGUAUGUUAUGUCAUUACAUAAAUGUGAAAAUGUCAAUCUGCUACUUCCGAUUUUCAUUAAUUAUGAUAAGCUUUAUAUAUAACGGAACCAUAUUAAUAGGCAUUGCCAACAUUGGCUCAAAGUACCUUUUUUUUGUAAUUGAAUCUGCUCAAAAUCUUUUGUUGCAUCAGCUGUUGCAAUUAUGGAAAGCAAUUUACCAUUACUUAAAGGGUUUUGUAUGAUUUAAUUGUAGGAUAUGUCAACUUGUCUAAGAAUAAAUUUCUUUUUAAUGCC